AUGUCGCCAUCAAAGGAAAAGCGGUGGCUUGUUCGAGACCCGAGGCUAUGCGAUCGUGAUGCGACGGCGAGAAGACUCGUGAUGGCUCGAGCAAGGUGGACGAACAAACAUGCUCCCUCCGGCGUGUUCGAGAUUCGAUGCUGCAUGAUCGUGACGCGACGGCAAGGAGACGCGUGA
Molecule: messenger RNA, 177 nt
Organism: Arabis nemorensis
Lineage: Eukaryota; Viridiplantae; Streptophyta; Magnoliopsida; Brassicales; Brassicaceae
Source: the annotation of a GenBank genome assembly